AUUCCCCUGCAUGCCGACUAGACAGAGAGACGGUUUUUGCCUUCUUUACACUGAAAACCAUUCUGUGCCGCGCACAUCUGGCCCUUUCGCGGAGACUUCAACACUGCAAAGGCGCUAGACUUCUACCUUGGAGGAAACUGUCGGUUGUUGAGGUUGUUGAUAUUCAACAGAAGUCACAGUUGCGGCAGGAGCAGAACCUCAGACACAGCCGGAAAAGAAAAUGCCAAAGGAGGACUCUAGAGCGUAUUCUGGGACGAGGCUUUCAGAAUAAAGAAGUGUUGCUGACACAAACCACCAAGCUGCCCACUGACCAGUAGAUCUAAGAGAACGUGUCUACCAAGUGCUACAGACAGGAGGAUGGCGCUGUGGCUUCCAGGAGGGCAGCUCACCCUGCUGCUACUGCUCUGGGUCCAGCAGACACCCGCGGGGAGCACUGAGGCUCCUCUUAAGGUCGACGUGGACUUGACACCUGAUUCCUUUGAUGAUCAAUACCAAGGCUGUAGCGAACAGAUGGUGGAGGAGCUAAAUCAAGGAGACUAUUUCAUAAAGGAAGUAGAUACUCAUAAGUAUUACUCCAGAGCAUGGCAAAAAGCCCACCUAACCUGGCUGAACCAGGCAAAGGCCCUCCCGGAGAGCAUGACCCCGGUGCAUGCUGUGGCCAUUGUGGUUUUCACCCUGAAUCUCAAUGUGAGCUCUGACUUGGCCAAGGCCAUGGCCAGGGCUGCGGGAUCUCCUGGGCAGUACAGUCAGUCAUUCCACUUCAAGUAUCUGCACUACUACCUCACCUCAGCCAUCCAGCUGCUGAGGAAAGACAGCUCUACAAAGAACGGCAGUCUGUGUUACAAGGUGUACCACGGGAUGAAGGAUGUGAGCAUUGGAGCCAACGUAGGUUCCACCAUUCGAUUCGGCCAGUUCCUCUCUGCCUCCCUGCUAAAGGAAGAGACACGGGUGUCUGGAAACCAAACCCUGUUUACCAUUUUCACUUGUCUGGGUGCCUCUGUGCAAGACUUCUCUCUCAGGAAGGAAGUCUUGAUCCCCCCCUAUGAGUUAUUUGAAGUCGUAAGUAAGAGCGGCAGCCCCAAAGGAGAUUUGAUAAACUUGCGGUCUGCUGGGAACAUGAGCACGUAUAACUGCCAGCUGCUAAAAGCUUGCAGCAAGAAGUGCGCCCCUGCUCCAGUGGUUAUCGGCUGCCUCUUUUUGGUCACUGUUGUUAUCUCGUCCAAAAGCAGAGCGCAAAGGAAUCUACUGGCUCCUUUUUAAAGGAGCUGCUUAAAUUUGAUGCUCCUAUUUGUGUUACCAAAGUCUGAGGCCCACACUUCCCACAAUACCACAGAAGAUGUGCAAGAAAAGUUCAUGGGGGGGGAGAGGGGGCGGGGACAACCCUAAGUUCAAAUCUAGGCCUAAAUAAGGCAGAAGACUGUCAGAAAUCCCUGCCUAAAAGGAUUUAGGCUACUUUUUCCUGUUGCUGUCAGCAAAACCAAUCACAGAAGCUCAAACAAAGUUCAGGAUGAAAGCUUUGCUUCCACUUAUAAACUUACAGAACAUCGUAGACCAGAAGUGUUUGGUCCCAGCAGCACCAGGCACUACAGAAGCAGAUACCAGGCAGACUAUCAAAUCUCAAGGCCUGCCCCUUGUGACUCACUUCCUCCAGCAAGGCUCCACCUCCGGAAGACUCUACAGCCACGAAAAAUAACACCACCAGAAGGAGACAAAGAUCUCAACACAUGAGGCACAUUUAACCUUCAAACCACAGCAAGGUCUUAGUGUUCAGCGCUCUCUUCCAGGAGAGGAGAUGGGAGUCCUGACAGACAAGGGCAGAACAUCCCUGCUCUGUGAAGGUUUUUCCUACCCAGACCCGUCUUUGCUCUGCCCUCCUCAGGAACCUCACAAAGGACCACUCUCCUGCAGCCAGCCAACCAGAACUGAAAAGGGCCUUCAGCACACUGCUACUGAAAGCCAUGCAUGGCGUCUUCCUUGCCUGUCCAUUUGCCCUUCCCAGUCUCAGGGCCUUGGUCUUAUUCAGUGAAGACACCCAAGGAUACCACUUGCCCAUUACUUGGCCAGAGAUCCAUGACAAAAUGACAAUCUUGUGGCAGCAUAUGAGACAGAAUUAGGAUACGUUUUCUAGAUUAGUUUUGGGAGCGCAGCAUUCAGAAUCUAUUGUGAGUGAUUAUAAAAGCUGAGCACAUGGCACGCUGCGUUGCCUGUAGCUGCCUCGCCACCAAGAGAUAAGAAUUUGCCUCCCUAAGAAACUAAUUCAGUGGAGGCAGUGCUAAGAAACAGAGAGAAGAUAGGCAAGAUGAGCCUCUAGCGCCAAACUGGGCCUGAACCAGAUAGUCAGCUUCAUCAUUUUCAUGGAUUAAUAAAUGAUAUCUGUGCUAACG
Mus musculus (house mouse) is the source of this 2384-nucleotide messenger RNA. It is a transcript of the gene Art4, whose product is annotated as ADP-ribosyltransferase 4. The transcript has 3 exons. NCBI's taxonomy places the organism in Eukaryota, Metazoa, Chordata, Mammalia, Rodentia, Muridae. Gene Ontology annotation, molecular function: pentosyltransferase activity; NAD+-protein-arginine ADP-ribosyltransferase activity. Gene Ontology annotation, cellular component: membrane; plasma membrane. The coding region runs from base 358 to 1260 and encodes 300 amino acids. The record is from RefSeq and is marked validated.